Protobothrops mucrosquamatus (brown spotted pit viper) is the source of this 7574-nucleotide messenger RNA. It is a transcript of the gene ARID1B, whose product is annotated as AT-rich interaction domain 1B. Gene Ontology annotation, cellular component: SWI/SNF complex; nucleoplasm; brahma complex. Bases 1 to 7359 code for a protein of 2452 amino acids. Gene Ontology annotation, biological process: chromatin remodeling; positive regulation of DNA-templated transcription; regulation of transcription by RNA polymerase II. Gene Ontology annotation, molecular function: nucleosome binding; DNA binding. The transcript has 23 exons. The record is from RefSeq and is a predicted model, not a curated record. NCBI's taxonomy places the organism in Eukaryota, Metazoa, Chordata, Lepidosauria, Squamata, Viperidae.
AUGGCCGCGCAAGUAGCAGCGGCUCCGAUGAGUGCGAGCAAGAGCAAGGUCAAAACCCAGAGUUUGACGGGUAACUUAAACCAGGAUCUUAACUCUGGGGUUCCCGCGGCUGGCACCGUCGGAGCUGCUGGAUCUGGCUCCCUCCUGGGGGUCGUAGAUGGGACGAGCAGCAGAUUGAAUAAUGUAGAUUACCAUCUUCUCCACCAAGAUAAUGAAGUGAACAUGGCCAGUAAUGCAACUUCUGCCGCCGCCGCCGCCGCGGCUCCUAACAACGCGACCAGCAGCGGCCGCAGCUCUUCCUCGGAACUGGUUCUGAAAGACCCUGGAAGCGCGUCGGGCUUAUCUUCCUCUUCUUUUCCUAUGGCGACAGGGCUGCUUCCCAAUCAUAAGUUGCAAAGCGUUGGAGGCGAUCCCUCUACCGCCGCACCUUCACACCACCCCCGUGCCCAGCACCAGCACCCAGCUCACCUCCGUGCCCAGCACCCCCACGUUCGCCACUACCACCACCACCACCACCACCAUGCACUUCAACACCAACAGCUAAAUCAAUUCCAGCCACAGCCGCCGCCUCAGCACCAUCCGAUGCAGAAUAACAACAACGGCGGCGGCGGCGGCGGCAGCAGCAGCAACAACAACGGCGGCGGCGCUGCUCAGCCCAGCAGCGCAGACAUGGAACAGCAGCAGCAGCAGCAGCAGCAGCAACAUGGAGGAAAAGACCGUGGCUUGGGGGGACAGGCCGAGCCCCAGAACCAGCCGCAGUCCCAGCCCCUGCUGAAUCAAGGCGGGGACGAGGAAGAGGCGACGCCGCCGCCGGACAAAAUGGGCGAGCAGCACCUCAACAGUCGCUACGACCACCCUAGUUUGGGACCUUUGGGCGGGCAGCAGCCGCCGCCGCCGCCGCCUCCACCGCUACCACCACCGCCACCACCUCAGGGAGCGGGCGGCGGCGGCACUGGAGGAGGAGACGGCCGCGGCGGCGGCCCCUCAGCGGUGGGUGUCUCGGAGUUUAAUAGCUAUUACGGCAACGCUGGCAGCGGCAGCAGCGGCGGCGCCUCCUCAGCGAGCCGGGCCGGGCCUUGCUUUGAUCAACAUGGCGGACAACAAAGCCCCGGGAUGGGGCUAAUGCACCCCGCGGCGGCCCCCAACAUCAUGGACCCCCUGCCCAACUCGCACGAAGGCUACGCCAACAGCCAGUACAACCACUACUCGGGCGCUUACGGCCGGCCUGGCGGCGGCACUAACGCAACAGCAGGAGCCGUGGCGGCGGCGGCGGCUGCAGGAGGAGGAGGAGGAGGCGGCGGCGGCGGCGUCUAUGGGGGCUCGUCCUCUGCUUUCGGGGUGCUGAGUUCCCCCAGGCAGCACCAGCAGGGCAUGAUGCUGGGCCCUGGCGGCGGCGGGAGCCUGGGGAAGGUAUCUGGGGCUGCGGGCUUCCAAAGAUUCUCCGGGCAAAACCAACACCCGUCUGGAGCCACCCCAACCUUGAACCAGCUGCUGACUUCCCCCAGCCCCAUGAUGAGGAGCUAUGGCACAGGCUACCCCGAAUAUAGUAGUCCCAGCGUUGCCCCAUCGCAGCAGCCGGCUCAGGGAGCAGCCGCCGCAGCCGCCCCAGGAAGUCAGCAGGCAGUCAUGGGCAAGGAUAUGGGCUCCCAGUAUGGAGCUGCAAACCCAGUCUGGGCAGCUGCACAACAAAGAAAUCACCCUGCUAUGAGCCCUGGAAGCACUGGACAGACCCUCAGCAGGAGCCAGGGCAACCCAAUGGAUCCAAUGGUAAUGAAAAGACCUCAGUUGUUUGCAGUUGGCAACAACCCCCAUGCCCAGUCCCAGCCCGGCAGUCCAUUUCCAGGGCAGUCAUAUGGACCACCAGGACCCCAGCGUUUCCCAAUGGGAAUGCAGAGCCGAACUCCUGCUUCCAUGGGAGGAAUGCAAUAUCCACAGCAACAGAUGCCAUCUCAGUAUGGUCCACAAGGUGUAACUGGUUACUGCCAACAGCCAUAUUACAACCAGCAACCACAACCUCAGCAUCUGCCUCCUCAGGCCCAGUACCUCUCCCAGGCCCAGCAAAGGUACCAGACGCAGCAGGAAAUGUCUCAGGAAGGCUAUGGAACCAGGUCUCAACCCCCUGUCACCCAGAACAAACCUAACCAUGAAGAACUGACCCUAAUCCAACAAGAGAGGCCUUCAAGUUUACCAGUUGAAGUCUUAGCCUCGGAGGAUGCUUCAUUUGGACUCAAGGAUUUAUCAGGCUCCAUUGAUGACCUGCCUACUGGAACUGAAGCAACAUUGAGUUCAGCUGUUAGCGCAUCAGGUUCUACUAGCAGUCAAGGGGAGCAGAGCAACCCAGCACAGUCACCUUUCUCCCCUCAUGCCUCUCCACAUCUGUCCAGCAUCCCUGGGGGCCCAUCCCCUUCCCCUGUGGGCUCUCCAGCCGGAAGCAAUCAGUCAAGGUCUGGUCCCAUUUCUCCUGCAAGUAUUCCAGGUAGCCAGAUGCCAUCACAGACUCCUGGUACCCAAUCAGAAUCUAGCUCCCAUCCUGCCUUGAGCCAAUCUCCAAUGCCACAGGAUCGAGGUUUUAUGACAGGCAUUCAAAGAAACCCUCAGUUGUCACAAUAUGCAUCUCAGCAGACUGGACCUUCUAUGUCACCCCAUCCUUCACCUGGAGGUCAAAUGCAUUCUGGAAUCGGGAGCUUUCCACAAAGUAAUUCAAGUGGUACUUAUGGAACUCAGAUGAGCCAGUAUGGACCACAAGGGAACUACUCCAGACAGCCAACAUACUCUGGAGUGACCAACGCAAGUUACAGUGGCCCAGGACCUGGUUUGGGUAUAAACAUCAGCAACCAAAUGCACGGACAGGGUCCAGGCCAGCCUUGUGGUACCAUUCCCUUGGGACGAAUGCCAUCAACUGGGAUGCAAAGCAGACCGUUUCCUGGAAAUAUGAGCAGUAUGACUCCCAGUUCUCCAGGCAUGACUCAGCAAGGAGGCCCCGGGAUGGGACCACCCAUGCCAACUGUGAAUCGUAAGGCCCAGGAGGCAGCUGCAGCAGUGAUGCAAGCUGCUGCCAACUCCGCCCAGAGCAGGCCACCAUACAUUCGGUCGCCUGCUUAUCCCAGCCAGUCUGGGGCUGGCGGACGCCCCAUGUUUUCUUCACAGCAUCCCAACUAUGGCAACGCUCAGUCUCCCAUGAUGCAUCAGCCUGACCAGUACGGGCAAGGCAGUUUUCCUGUCAUCAAUCAGAGUGGCAUUAUGGGAUCCAGUUCUCCUUACACCCAACCAAUGAACAGCAACUCAAGCCUGAUGAACCCUCAAGUACCUCCUUACAGCCUGGCACCUAACAUGGUGAACAGUUCCACAGCACCUAUGGGUCUUGCAGACUUGAUGACUCAAGGCGAGUCCAAAUUGCCUGUUCCUCUCAAACCAGAUGGAAAAGAAGAAGGACCUUCCCAGACUGAGAGCAAAAAGGAUAGCUACAGCUCUCAGGGUAUUUCUCAGCCCCCAACCCCAGGCAACCUGCCAGUCCCUUCCCCAAUGUCCCCAAGUUCUGCUAGCAUCUCCUCAUUUCAUGGAGAUGAAAGUGAUAGCAUUGGCAGCCCAGGCUGGCCAAAGACUCCAUCAAGCCCUAAAUCAAGUUCCUCCAACACAACUGGGGAGAAGAUCACCAAAAUGUAUGAGCUGGGAACUGAGCCAGAGCGGAAAGUUUGGGUGGAUCGCUAUCUCACCUUCAUGGAAGAAAGGGGAACACCUGUAGCUGGUCUCCCUGCUGUUGGCAAGAAACCGCUGGAUCUUUUUAGACUCUAUGUUUGUGUAAAGGAGAUUGGAGGCUUAGCCCAGGUUAAUAAAAAUAAGAAGUGGCGUGAGCUGUCUACCAACCUAAACGUUGGCACUUCGAGCAGUGCAGCCAGCUCCUUGAAAAAACAAUAUAUUCAAUACCUCUUUGCCUUUGAAUGCAAGAUUGAACGAGGGGAGGAACCCCCUCCAGAAGUCUUCAGCACCGGAGAUACUAAGAAACAAGCUAAGAUUCAGCCGCCAUCUCCUGCUAACUCGGGUUCUCUUCAGGGUCCACAGACCCCCCAGUCUACGGGGAGCAAUUCCAUGACAGAAGUGCCAAGUGACCUCAAGCCUCCAACACCAGCGUCCACGCCUCACGGACAGAUGACACCUACACAGAGCAGCAGAAAUAGUUCAGUCAGUGUACAUGAUCCCUUUUCGGAUAUAAGUGAUUCCACAUACCCAAAACGGAACUCCAUGACUCCAAAUGCACCCUAUCAGCAAUCAAUGAAUAUGCCAGAUAUGAUGGGAAGGAUGCCCUUUGAGCCAAACAAGGAUCCUUUUGGUGGGAUGAGAAAAGUGCCUGGAAAUAGUGAAACCUUCAUGGCCCCUGGACAAAUGCCCAACAGUGGCAUGCAGGAUAUAUACAGCCAGAGUCCCGCUGGAACCAUGUCCAACAUGGGCAUAGGCCAACGCCAACAGUUUCCCUAUGGAAGUGGUUAUGAUCGGAGGUCGGAUCAUGGGCUGGGUCCUGAAGGCAGUAUGGGAGCACCUGGUCAAAGCAACAUGGUGCCUUCAAACAGUGACCCAAGCAUGUACUCUCCUAACUGUUAUCCUGGGCAACAAAGGCAUGAACCAUAUGGACCGCAGUAUCCAAUGCAAGCUCCUCCUUCUGGACAGCCCCCCUAUGGAGGACACCAAUCAGGAAUGUUUCCACAGCAGCAGAACUACAAACGCCAUAUGGAUGGUAUAUAUGGACCUCCAGCAAAACGUCAUGAUGGAGAUAUGUUUAACAUGCAAUACAGCAACCAACAGCAGGAGUUGUUUAACCAGUACAGCAGUGCUUACUCUGGACCAGAUAGGAGACCCAUCCAGGGACAAUAUCCAUAUCCUUAUAACAGAGAGAGGAUCCAAGGUCCUGGACAAAUGCAACAACAUGGAAUACCUCCACAGAUGAUUGCUGGCCCUAUGCAGUCAUCAGCUUCCAGUGAAAGCCCUCAACAAAAUAUAUGGCCCACAAGAAAUGAUAUGUCUUAUCCAUAUCAGAACAGGCAAGGCCCUGGGGUCCCUGCACAGGCCCCACCUUAUCCAGGGAUGAAUCGUACUGAUGAUAUAAUGGUACCUGACCAGAGAAUAAACCAUGAAAGCCAGUGGCCUUCUCAUGUCAACCAGCGACAGCCUUCUUACAUGUCAUCCUCUGCUUCCAUGCAGCCUAUUACUCGACCUCCUCAGUCAUCCUAUCAGACGCCACCAUCAAUGCCAAACCACAUAUCUCGAGCUCCUAGCCCUGCAUCUUUCCCACGUUCUCAUGAAAAUCGUAUGUCUCCCAGUAAAUCUCCUUUCCUAUCCUCUAUGAAGAUGCCUAAAGUUAUGCCCACUCUUCCAGUCUCGCAGGUCACAGGUCCUCCAACACAGCCACCACCAUCUCUUAGGCGGGAAGUCACUUUUCCUCCAGGUUCGGUAGAAGCAUCCCAGCCAGUUUUAAAACCAAGGCGAAAGAUUACCUCAAAAGAUAUUGUGAGUCCAGAAGCCUGGCGAGUGAUGAUGUCUCUUAAAUCAGGACUUCUUGCAGAAAGUACUUGGGCAUUAGACACUAUUAACAUUCUUCUGUACGAUGACAGUACAGUGGCUACUUUCAAUCUCUCGCAGUUAUCUGGUUUUCUUGAGCUGUUGGUGGAAUAUUUUAGAAAAUGCCUGAUUGAUAUUUUUGGGAUCCUUAUGGAAUAUGAAGUGGGACAUCCAGGAUCAAAACUGCAAGAUCAUAAUUCAUCUCUGAAUGAGGAUGGGCAGUCUGCAACAGAGGAUGUCAGGAAAGAGGAAGAAAACGAUGAAUGUAUUGAUUACUUUUAUGAUUUGGAAGAUGAGGAGGAAGAAGAGGAAGAAGAAGAAAAUGAGAAUACAGAAGAAGGAAAGAGCACUCUUGUUCCUCCACCUGGUGCCAUUCUUGAUCCAAGUGAGAGGCCAAAACAAGCCAGUAAGUUUGACAAGUUGCCAAUAAAAAUUGUAAAGAAAAACAACUUAUUUGUUGUUGACCGAUCUGAUAGGCUGGGGCAUGUUCAGGAAUUCAACAGUGGGCUUCUUCAUUGGCAACUUGGCGGGGGUGAUACAACCGAACACAUUCAGACCCACUUUGAGAGUAAGAUGGAGAUUCCUCCUUGCAGGCGGCCAUCUCUAUCAGUCUCCUCAGGUAAAAAGAAGAAUGUAGAGGGCAAAGGAGAAUCUGAGGAACAACAAGACAAAAGCAUAUCAGCCACUAUUGAUGAUGUCUUGUCAGCUCGUCCGGGAGCAUUGUCUGAAGACCCCGACUCUAACUCUCAGUCAGAUAGUAGUAAAUUUCCAUUUGGGAUCCAUCAAGUGAAAAGUCAUCGAAAUAUCAAACUGCUGGAAGAUGAGCCACGAAGUCGAGAUGAAACUCCUCUAUGCACCAUUAUACACUGGCAAGAUUCUUUGGCCAAACGUUGCAUCUGUGUGUCAAAUAUUGUUCGCAGCUUAUCUUUUGUGCCUGGCAAUGAUGUGGAAAUGUCCAAACAUCCAGGCUUGGUGUUAAUCUUGGGAAAGUUGAUUCUUCUCCAUCAUGAGCACCCAGAAAGAAAGCGUACACCACAGACGUAUGAAAAAGAGGAAGAAGUGGACAAAGGGGUGGCCUGCAGCAAGGAUGAAUGGUGGUGGGACUGCCUUGAGGUUUUGAGGGAUAAUACAUUGGUCACACUAGCCAACAUUUCUGGGCAGCUAGACUUAUCUGCUUAUACAGAAAGCAUCUGUUUGCCAAUUUUGGAUGGCUUACUGCACUGGAUGGUGUGCCCCUCAGCAGAGGCACAAGAUCCUUUUCCAACUGUGGGGCCCAACUCAAUCCUUUCGCCUCAGAGACUUGUACUGGAAACCCUGUGUAAACUCAGUAUCCAAGACAAUAAUGUGGACCUUAUAUUGGCCACGCCCCCAUUCAGUCGUCAGGAGAAACUAUAUGCUACUUUGGUUAGGUACGUUGGGGACCGCAAAAAUCCUGUCUGCCGAGAAAUGUCAAUGGCGCUCUUAUCAAACCUCGCCCGAGGGGACACAUUAGCAGCAAGGGCAAUAGCUGUGCAGAAGGGAAGCAUUGGAAACUUGAUAAGCUUCCUGGAGGACGGGGUCACCAUGGCCCAGUACCAGCAGAGCCAGCAUAACCUUAUGCACGUGCAGCCUCCGCCUCUAGAGCCACCUAGCGUGGACAUGAUGUGCAGGGCAGCCAAGGCCUUGUUGGCCAUGGCUCGGGUGGAGGAAAACCGCUCCGAAUUCCUUUUACAUGAGGGCCGCUUGCUGGAUAUCUCAAUAUCAGCUGUCCUGAACUCUAUGGUUGCAUCUGUCAUCUGUGAUGUACUCUUUCAGAUAGGGCAGUUAUGACACAAGUGAGAAACAAGCAUGUGUGAGUGGAGAUUAAAGGGUCAUAUAUAACUGGCUGGUUUCUGUACCUGUUUAUCCAGUGUAGGAAGAAUGGGAAAAAAAGAAGAAAAAGAAGAAGAAUCUUUGCUCCUCUGCCCCAUUCACUAUUUACCAAUUGGGAAUUUCAAAACAUUAAUUUGAACAGUUAUGGAUUUAAUAUUUGUUGUCUAUGUGUA